AAGUAUCUUUCUGUGUUAUGUACCAAUGUUUUUUCGGAUGUAGAGAUGGAAUGUUGCUAUUGUUUUUGAUGUAAUCAAUAGUGGUGUCGUGUAACACUGAAUCUCAAAUUGCUGCAGAGAUCGAUAGCGAGUUUGUGUGACUGUCGUCUGUUAGUAAUUCACCGCAGUACAGAACCAAGUUACUAGCAGCUACUGGACCAAGGUCGUUGAUUUAUAGCAAGAACUCUGACGUCCUGAUCUGUGUUAUAGAAGGAAGAACACGCUUAGCCCCCGGGGUAGUCGAUCCGGAUGAUUUACGCAUUGGGUCUGCUUAAUAUUUGGGUAAUGCCAGACCCAUAGAGCAGAUGAUGAAACACAACGACCCAAGUAUUAAAUUAUAAACUGUUAACUGGAUUGUAUUGUUAAAUCCAAUUAAUUAUGCCACAUAGGAUUACUGAUUAUUAAAUUCAUGUCUGGAGAUGUUUAGUGGAAUUAUUUUAAUCUCAUGGCUGUGUUUUCUACCAGGUACAUGUGGGCAGAUAUGGAUGGACAUGACGCCUAUCAAACAACUAGUGAAGGCAGGGGGAUCAACAACGCUAGCCUGUACUGUUGAAAAUCUCGGAAACAGCCAUGUGAUGUGGUUUGGACCACGGAAUGAUUUGUUGUUUAGGGGAGAGGAUCCGAUCAUAUCUGAUGUUCGAUUUAGUUUGAAGCGUCCCUACUCCAACUCCUGGUAUCUUGUUAUCAAAAACGUCAAAAUCGGGGACAGCGGGGUGUAUAAAUGUCAAGUGAGGUACCCUACCACUUUGACAAAAAAUAUCACAUUACAAGUUCAAGUUGCCCCUCGGAUCCUCCCAUCUUCUUCCAGUGAAGACCAGCAUGUACAGGAGGGAAGUGAGGUUAACAUCACCUGUGAAGCUACAGGAUUCCCGGAACCCAAAAUCAUGUGGCAUUUUGUUAAAGGCAACACAGAAACACAGCUUGACACAGGACCACAUUUAUCAAUAUCCAACAUCAGCAGAGAAGAGUCCGGUAUCUACAGGUGUACAGCUUACAAUACAGUCACUCCAAGUGCCACUCAAGACUUCAAGGUGGAUGUUGAAUAUGCACCAAUAAUCAUUGUAAAAACCCCUGAAUUAUCCCAGAAAUCUGGUAGGAGUGCUGUGUUAGAGUGUUCUGUAGUUGGCUUUCCCAAACCCAAGUAUAACUGGAAGAAAGACAACAAAAUACUAGUGAGGGACUGGAACUAUGAGCCUCAGAAUAUCCAGCAGAACUCCACCACCACUGUUAUGAACCUCCUCAUCAAACAGGCAGAACCUCCCUCAGGAUUCGGUGUGUACUAUUGUGUGGCAGAGAACAAGUAUGGGGAAGCAAUUGGCAAUGUCACAUUACAUGAGAUAACCACAACCACCACCACCACCACAGUCUCUCCUACAACCACAUCUACCACCACAGAAUCUACCACCACUCUAUCAACAGUUCCAUCCACACAGAUCUCCACUUCAUCUCUCCCAUCCACAUCCACACAGAAGUCCCAGACCUCACCUUCCCAGACACAAUCUCCAACAACUUCCAAAUCCUCCACCGUCAGUCCACGGACAACCUCCUCAUAUAGACCACUGGUGACCUCAGGUCCUGGAUAUGAAAUCAAUUUACCUGGAGAUCAAGGCAACAGCAGUGCAGGAGUGACUUUCCCUUCCAGAACAAUAUUCAUACUAGUUUUAACCAUAUUUCUCACAUUUUAAGGGUACAUAGUGAUGUGUUUUAUGCGUGUGUGUGUGAGAAUGAGAAGGGGGGGGGGCUCUUUUGCUCAUUGUGUUCAUCUAGUCAAAUUAAUUUUUAACAUUUCAAAUGUCUCAUAAUCUCAUAUUCAAAUUCAUAUUCUGCAGUUCAAAGUGGUGCAAUAUACACAUUUCCCCCCCAAUUUAAAUAAAGCAAUACAUAAAAACAUUGAUGUAUUAUAAAGUUGUGCAGACAAAUAAGCUUAUUUAGCUUAAUUUGUUAAAAAAAAAUCAUAGUGCUUAUUUGUACCUCAUUUACCAGCAAAAAUUUCUACUUUCAUUUUUACACUAUGUGUAUAUGUCUCAUCCAAUCAAACUUGAUCCCUGUCAGAGGUGGGUUUAAGCUAACAGGACAAGGAGGUUCUCAAUUAUAAUACUCCUUGACAAAGACAAUGUGUACUCAUUUUCAAAUGUUAAGCAUAAUUUGCAGUAUUAUGUAUAUAGAAAUUCCAUAUAAAUGAAUUUUGGGUUUUUUUUGUGCCAAAGUAUCUUAAUGUUAUGUUAUCUUUGUAUUUAUAAGGCUAAUGUACUUGUUUGUUAAAAUUAGGAAAAUAGUUGUAAUUAUGAAUUUUUUAAAAUGUCUUUAUUUCAGAAAAAAGUCGUAGUUAUUUAUUAUUUAUUUCACAAAGAUGAUGCAUUCUCACUAAGUUUUGAGAGGUGACAUUUUUUUUUAUGAUGAUUGCCCCAUUUUAUUUGUUUGCAUAUCUUUUUUUUUUUUUAAUCAUUAAUGUAUGUCUCACUUUAUAGUCAAGCAGGUUUUUGUUUUGUUUUUAGGAACAGCAAUUCAAAUAUUGCAAAUCUGUCUGGUUG
Molecule: messenger RNA, 2570 nt
Organism: Saccostrea echinata
Lineage: Eukaryota; Metazoa; Mollusca; Bivalvia; Ostreida; Ostreidae
Product: protein amalgam-like
Exons: 8
Coding region: 459-1724 (421 amino acids)
Biological process (GO): cell-cell adhesion
Cellular component (GO): cell-cell junction
Molecular function (GO): cell adhesion molecule binding
Source: RefSeq, a predicted model, not a curated record